AUGGUCCGUUUAACUUCUGUACUUCAUUGGAGCGACUAUUAUAAUAUUCCAAAACGAUUUAUCGAUAGAGCAAAAUUUAUCGGAACAUAUAUUGAAGGUAACUAUGGUGUUAUACCAAAAAAAACUGUAAAAUAUAAUGAUCCAUAUCGAUAUCAAAUUGAUCCACCGUGGACUGAUAUAGCAGUUCGAGAAAAUCAUCCAAAAAAUAAUGCAAAAUUACCUCAAUUAGUUGAACCAUUAAAAACAUGGGAUUAUUUUCGAGGUGAUUUUGUAGAAGUAUUAGCGGGAAAACAUAAGGGUAAACAAGGCAAUGUUUGUGCAUAUAUUCGUGAAUUAAAUUAUAUAUUCGUAUUUGGAUUGAAUACGGAACUUACGCGUAUCGGUGGGAAUCGUCCCGGUACAACAACAAUCGUAGUGAAGGAAAAACCAUUGAUUGCACCAUACCAAGUCAAAUUGAUUGACCCAUUUGAUGGAAAACCUUGUACAAUUGAAUGGCGUUAUACAAGCGAAGGUGAAUUAGUUCGUGUUUCUACUCGAAGUGGACGUAUUAUACCAAAAGCACCACAAGCUGAAGAAACAUCGGAUUAUGCGACAAAAAAAAGUUAUUUACCUGGUCCUCAAGACACGAUUGAUGCUGAUAUUAAAGAAGUAACAUUUAAACCAAACUUAAUGACUGUUGAACAAGAAUUAAUGAAAAUAAAUAAUAUUGAGGAGACUCGUACGCCGGGACCGACAUGGUUUCAACCGAUUCGUAUGGCAAUGUUAUAUGAAAGUAAAUUUCGUAUCAAUAUUAUGAAACGUAUGGCCAAUCAUGGUGUACAUAAAGCAUUGGGCACUCGACGUGGAAAUAUAUCAUUGUGGGAAAAAAUAAUCAAUUUAGACGAGUGUGUUGUCGAAGCGCCCUACUUUCCAUUUCCACUAGCAGCCAAAGCGAAACAACAAGCAUUUUGUCAAAUUGAACCGAAAUGGAAACCGUUACAACCAGUUCGAAAACCGGCAGGGUCCUUUGUAGAACACCAGCAUAAAAAAUAUGUUUGCUAA
Molecule: messenger RNA, 1041 nt
Organism: Didymodactylos carnosus
Lineage: Eukaryota; Metazoa; Rotifera; Eurotatoria; Philodinida; Philodinidae
Source: the annotation of a GenBank genome assembly